Syngnathoides biaculeatus (alligator pipefish) is the source of this 2874-nucleotide messenger RNA. RefSeq names its product cadherin-18. Gene Ontology annotation, molecular function: cadherin binding; calcium ion binding. The coding region runs from base 321 to 2735 and encodes 804 amino acids. NCBI's taxonomy places the organism in Eukaryota, Metazoa, Chordata, Actinopteri, Syngnathiformes, Syngnathidae. The record is from RefSeq and is a predicted model, not a curated record. The transcript is spliced from 12 exons. Gene Ontology annotation, biological process: cell morphogenesis; calcium-dependent cell-cell adhesion; homophilic cell-cell adhesion. Gene Ontology annotation, cellular component: catenin complex; adherens junction; plasma membrane.
CGCGAUGGAGAAUACAGACGACCGACGGCUUUUGACUUUUUAGGAGGAAGCUCGGCCCCGGGAUAUCCAUCAUGGCAUCUGGGAUUAACCUCCUCCACCACUAGAACUCCUCACGCGUUGACGUUUGUGGCUCAGAUGGGAAAUUCCAUUAUGUAAAAAAAGUAGCUUCGCUGUUUGGACCAUGACCUCUCCUGGAUUUACAGGGAUCACUCCUCUUCCCAUCGGGAUUUAAAGUUUUGCCUUGGGAGAGGUCGGCAGCGGUGGCGGCUGCGAGGAAUUUCCAGUCCCGGAGUGCUGGGAUAAUCUUACAAGACGCCGUCAUGAGGAUACCCGGCACAGGGGGGCUCUGCCCCAUCCUGGUCUGCUUCUGCUUCAUCCAGGGGGCCCACGGGGCGAACCACCACCUGCCCGCCAGGGUGCUGGCUCGGAACCCCGGCAGGAACCAGAGCAAGCUGGCCAACGGAGAGACGGAGGUGCACCACAGGCCCAAACGGGGCUGGAUCUGGAACCAAUUCUUUGUUUUAGAAGAACACAUGGGGACAGAGGAGCAAUACGUGGGCAAGCUUCACUCCAACUCCGACAAAGGCGACGGAACGGUGCGCUACAUCCUGAGCGGCGAGGGCGCCGGGACCAUCUUCCGGAUCAACGAGGUGACGGGAGACAUCCACGCCACCAGGAGCCUCGACCGGGAGAAGAAGUCGCACUACGUGCUGCACGCGCAGGCCUUGGACCGCCACACGGAGGAGGCGCUGGAACCAAAGUCGGAAUUCAUCAUCAAAGUCCAGGACAUCAACGACAACGCGCCGCAGUUCCCGGACGGACCCUUUGUCGCCACCGUGCCAGAAAUGUCCGACGUGGGCACGUCGGUGCUGCAAGUCACCGCCACCGACGCCGACGACCCCACGUACGGAAACAGCGCCCGCAUCGUCUACAGCAUCCUACAAGGACAGCCAUAUUUCUCCGUGGACCCCAAAACAGGGACCAUCAGGACUGCCUUAGCCAAUAUGGACCGUGAAGCCCGGGAACACUACAUUGUGGUCAUCCAGGCCAAAGACAUGGCAGGCCAAGUCGGCGGCCUCUCCGGGUCCACCGUCGUCAACGUCACGUUGACCGACGUCAACGACAACCCACCAAAGUUCCCGCAAAAAAACUACCAGCAGUACGUCCCCGAGUCGGCUCAGGUCGGGAAACCGGUGGGGAAGAUUAAAGCCAACGACGACGACUUGGGCGUCAACGCCGACGUCAAGUACAGCAUCAUUAACUCAGAGGGGGCCAACAUGUUUUCUAUUGCCACUGACAAAGACACCAAAGAGGGAAUUAUCACCCUCAGAAAGCCACUAAACUACGAGAGGAAGAAGACGUACACGCUGCACAUCGAGGGCACCAACACGCAUGCGGAUCCUCGCUUUUCCUACUUGGGCUCCUUCAAGGACACAGCCAUGCUUAAAAUCACCGUUGGGGAUGUGGACGAAGCACCAGUCUUCUCUUUGGAUUAUUAUAUCAUGGACGUGUAUGAGAACUCACCAGGUGGAACGGAGGUGGGAGCCGUUACGGCCCGGGACCCCGACAGCAGGAACAGCCCCGUCAGGUACUACAUGGACAAAGAGGAGGCGCACCCAGUCUACUUCCGCAUCGACGAGCUCAGCGGGAUAAUUAGGACGACCCAGCCGCUGGACCGCGAGGACUCCGCCUGGCACAACAUCACCGUGAUGGCCUCGGAGGUCGACAACCCCGGGCUCCUCAGUUACAUCCCGGUCACCGUGCAGGUGCUGGACGUCAACGACAACGCGCCGCAAGUGGCCGCCGCCGACGAGAAGGUCAUCAUCUGCGAGAGCACGAGGGCCGGAGAGGUGAUCCAGACGGUCGGCGCCGUGGACAAGGACGACUUCGCCAACGGACAGCGCUUCUCCUUCUCGCUGCCGAGCCAGAUGCCGAUUAAUCCCAACUUCACCCUGAAGGACAACGAAGACAGCACCGCGUACAUCGUGGCCCGGCGGCGGCGCUUCAACCACCUGACGCAGGAGCUGUACGAGCUGCCCGUGGUGGUGUGGGACGGCGGCGAGCCGUCCCUGAGCGGCACCAGCACCCUGACGCUCCACGUGUGCCCGUGCCAGCGCCACGGCAAGAUCCGCAUGUGCCAAGGCGAGGCCUUCCUGUCCUCGGCGGGCCUCAGCACCGGAGCGCUCAUCGCCAUCCUCUUGUGCAUCAUCAUUCUGCUGGCCAUCGUCGUUCUGUUUGUGACGCUAAGACGCAGCAAGAAGGAGCCGCUCAUCAUUUCCGAGGAGGACAUCCGCGAGAACGUGGUCACCUACGACGACGAGGGCGGCGGCGAGGAAGACACCGAGGCCUUCGACAUCAUCGCCCUGCGCAACCCGGCCGCCGCCGAGGAGCUCAAGUUCCGGCGGGACGUGCGGCCGGACGGCAGGCAGCUGUGCGGCGCCGGCGGACUCCGCGGCCGUCGGAGCCCCUCGCUGCAACUGGACGAGGUGGACGUGCACGAGUUCAUCAAGCAGAGACUGGUGGAGGCCAACAUGGACACCAGCGGGCCGCCCUACGACUCGCUGCAGACCUACGCCUACGAGGGCCAGGGUUCGCCCACGGGCUCCAUCAGUCCGUUGGACUCUCCGCAGACCGCGCAGUCGGAGAAGGACUAUCGCUACCUGGACGACUGGGGGCCUCAGUUCCAGAGAUUGGUGGAACUCUACGCAGAAGCAGAACUGAUCCUGAAGACUUAAUGUGCCACUUCACUACUACUCAGAUCAAACCAGACUGAAAACCUUUUGGGAUCUUUGCCGACAUAAAGAAGUAGCGGAUCUACUAUCCAGUGGUUUUUACCAUCUGAACCGAGAGGGGGCGGGGGAUGUUUUUUUUUUU